Messenger RNA from Soboliphyme baturini, 735 nucleotides. NCBI's taxonomy places the organism in Eukaryota, Metazoa, Nematoda, Enoplea, Dioctophymatida, Soboliphymatidae. The record is from the annotation of a GenBank genome assembly.
CUGAGAUUCAAGAUAGUGGUGAAUUUUGCUCCGGAUCCAACAAUCUUGUGGUGGUGUGGUUUCGUCGUGCCUGCCACGCUCGUUUUGUUUCUGUACCUGAACUUUGCCGGCAACCUAUGGAAGGUGAUGACGGUCACGUCCGGCUGUCGCCGCGUGGCCAGCGAACUGGUCAGUGCAACGAAUCGCCAUUGGAAAUAUUGUUACAGCUGUGCGCUACAGUGUCCCCCUCGCGGGUCGCAUUGUGUCACUUGCGAUGACUGUGUGCUUAAGCGGGACCACCACUGCGUGUUCGCUGGCUGCUGUAUCGGCUACCGCAACCACCGCUACUACAUUGUCGCGGUGUUUCACGGAUGGCUGCUGUCGCAGCUGGCACUGUGCUCGAUAUGGUCAGUUGUAUGGAAGCAGCUCGUGGCGCCGCAGCUGGCGCUGAUCGCGCGGCUCAUCUCCUGCUACCAGUUCCUGCUGGCCACCUUGCUCAUGUCGGGUCUAGUCGCCUGCGCGUUCUUCGGCUACCUGUUCUGUUUUCAGGUGUACCUGGUGUGCACAGGUCAGACCUACCAGGAGCACCUGACCGGCAUCAGUUGCUAUAAUUUGGGCCCACUGCAGAACCUUCGCCAGAUCGUUGGUGAUCGUUACGUGCUCGUCUGGCUUUGGCCGUUUGUCACCUCCAAGCUCCCUGGCAACGGCAUUGAUUUUCCUACCAGGACGAUAGAAACGCGUGUGAAAGUGAUGUGA